Rattus norvegicus (Norway rat) is the source of this 2556-nucleotide messenger RNA. The record is from RefSeq and is a predicted model, not a curated record. Lineage: Eukaryota; Metazoa; Chordata; Mammalia; Rodentia; Muridae.
CCGGUGCUGGGCAGGACCCCGGGAGGCCGUCAACCUGGCUUGGCUGGCUCCACCGGUGCUCCGCUCCUGGCUCGCCGUCGUCCCAUCACUGGUGGCUCUCGCAUCCUCUGCCUCCCCGCGCGCGCACAAACGCGGAGACUGCACUGGACCCUUCCUAUUUUCAAUGGCUGAUCUGGUCCCUAGAAGAAAGGGUUCCACUCGGGCGUCUAUUGCUGCUAGCCCUGGGGAAAGCCUGGCUUGGAGCCUCCCAAAGCGGGGGAGGGGGCAGCUCUUGAAGCUCUGGUCCGAGGCCAACUCGGGUGCUGACCUCUUGGCCACCGUGCACCCGCCUUUGAAAGUUCAGGUCCUCGGACAGGAAAAGAGACUGCAGUCCCAGAGUGGCUAUGUCUCCAGUAGAAAGAGGCAACAUUGAAGGACAGGAGGUUUCUGUCUCAGGGCUCCCCUGUGCGUAACAGAUUGGUUCGGGACAGUCAGGAAUCCGAACACGGGAGCAAGGAGGGGGCACAAGAGGGACCGAAGGCUCCAGGUGCAGCAUUCACACACGCACUCAACUUUGAAGUAGAUAGAGGACACUGGGAGGUCAGAAGGGUCUCUGGAUGCCCACGCGCUCAGUCUGGGCCUUGAUAGAAAGGCUGUAACACCGCUUCGGUGUCUCCUGCAUCUCCUCGCUGCGCUCCUUACCACUACCGUUUUCUGGGCCUCUAGCCCUAGCAUAUUUCUCAUUAUUCAAGUGCCACUGCGUGCUCGAGAGUGCAGCUCUUCGACAGACAUCGGCGCCAGGGUUAACGCGGGUCUCAUGCGGGGCGGGCUGUGGGAAUUUUCCACGGACCGCAGGACCCUUCAUCCACCCACCCGCUGUCGCCACCUCUGGGGAAUCAGUGGGGUUUCACCAGCUUGUGCGUUCAGUUUGCGAUUGGCUGCGGGCGCCCUCGCGCGGCUGUGCUACUAUUUGAAGGAGUCCAAGGGCAGUCGGCGGUGGUUACUCUUUCUGGAAGGCGGCUGGUAUUGCUUCAACCGGGAGAACUGUGACUCCAGAUACAGCACCAUGCGGCGCCUCAUGAGCUCCAAAGACUGGCCACACACGCGCACAGGUACUGGUAUUCUAUCCUCCCAGCCAGAGGAGAACCCACACUGGUGGAAUGCCAAUAUGGUCUUCAUCCCCUACUGCUCCAGUGACGUUUGGAGUGGGGCUUCACCCAAGUCUGAGAAGAAUGAGUAUGCCUUCAUGGGCUCCCUCAUCAUCCAGGAAGUGGUACGGGAGCUCCUGGUCAAAGGGCUGAGUGGGGCAAAGGUGUUGCUGCUGGCUGGGAGCAGUGCUGGGGGCACCGGGGUGCUGUUGAAUGUAGACCGCGUGGCUGAGCUGUUGGAGGAGUUGGGCUACCCAUCUAUCCAGGUGCGGGGCCUGGCUGACUCAGGUUGGUUCCUGGACAACAAGCAGUACCGACGGUCAGACUGCAUCGAUACCAUCAACUGUGCACCCACGGAGGCCAUCCGCCGAGGCAUCAGGUACUGGAGUGGAAUGGUCCCAGAGCGCUGCCAGCGCCAGUUCAAGGAAGGAGAGGAAUGGAAUUGCUUCUUUGGCUACAAAAUAUAUCCCACUCUGCGCUGUCCAGUGUUCGUAGUUCAGUGGCUUUUCGAUGAGGCUCAGCUGACCGUGGAUAACGUGCAUCUCACUGGGCAGCCGGUUCAGGAGGGCCAGUGGCUGUACAUCCAGAAUCUGGGCCGAGAACUGCGUGGCACACUCAAGGAUGUGCAGGCCAGCUUUGCCCCCGCCUGCCUGUCCCAUGAGAUCAUCAUACGGAGCUAUUGGACAGAUGUCCAGGUGAAGGGGACCUCACUGCCCCGGGCACUGCACUGCUGGGACCGGAGCUUCCAUGACAGCCAUAAGGCCAGCAAAACGCCCAUGAAGGGCUGCCCUUUCCACCUGGUAGACAGCUGUCCCUGGCCCCACUGCAAUCCCUCAUGCCCUACCAUCCGGGACCAGUUCACAGGCCAAGAGAUGAACGUGGCACAGUUCCUUAUGCACAUGGGCUUCGAUGUGCAGACGGUGGCCCAACAGCAGGGGAUGGAGCCCAGCAAACUGCUAGGGAUACUGAGUAGCGGAAACUAGAUGUCUGCCUGCAGAGGAGGUAGUAAUGAAGGGGCCGGUCCACCUACUGUCCCAGGGUGACUCACCUCUACUUCUAGGCUCUUCUGCUCUCCCAGGACCCACCUGAGUAUGGAUGCCUGACUGUCUAUACCCUCCCUCUGCCCAGCUAGAAGAGUGGUCUGCCCUGAGCCCAGGGACCCUUCCUACCCCGUAUCUGUUUCCCUAGCCCCCAGGCCAGCUUAGGGGCAAGCCGGAAGCAAAGCCAAGCACUGGAUUCCUGAGCCUAUCAGCUCAGACAGUCCCUCCUAGCCCCCAACUGAUCCUGUUCUUUUGUAUUAUUUUAUAAAGUGACUUUUUUUAUUACUUUAAUUUUUAAAAGAAAUCGAAAUUAAGAAAUAUAUGAUGGAUGAUAUUGUUUUGUAACAUAUUUUUUCUUAAUAAUUAAAAAAAAAGAUAACAGACGCUCA